Messenger RNA from Peromyscus californicus insignis, 3505 nucleotides. It is a transcript of the gene Foxn4, whose product is annotated as forkhead box N4. The transcript is spliced from 8 exons. The record is from RefSeq and is a predicted model, not a curated record. Gene Ontology annotation, molecular function: DNA-binding transcription factor activity, RNA polymerase II-specific; transcription cis-regulatory region binding. NCBI's taxonomy places the organism in Eukaryota, Metazoa, Chordata, Mammalia, Rodentia, Cricetidae. Gene Ontology annotation, biological process: regulation of transcription by RNA polymerase II. Bases 98 to 1558 code for a protein of 486 amino acids.
UGAUCCAAGGUGUGGAGUUUUCCACUGUGGCAGGAUGGAGGUACUCAAUAAGUCUGGAUUUUGAGGUUUUGGUUUUUGGAACAGGCUCCUGCCUCCCAUGGGUGACGAUGACCUCCCCGGGGACCUUCAGUCGCUGUCAUGGCUCACAGCCGUGGACGUGCCUCGGCUGCAGCAGAUGGCAAGCGGGCGGAUAGACCUGGGUGGCCCCAGUGUUCUGCAUCCACACCCAGGUGCCUUGGCUGGGGCAGCCGACCUGAGUGUGGGUGCAACCCCACGUCCCCUGCUCCGGGGCCAAGCUGCCAUGGCCCCCAGAGGCAUGCUGGGCUUGGGCCCCAUAGGCAGCCACAGAGCCAGCGCUGAGCAGAUGAACCAGUUCCCUAUAGGAAGCCAGUCAUCCUCGGGCCCACAGGAAAUACCACAGCUGUACUCACCUCCGACCCCACUCCAGUUCCCUCUGCCUCCAGGGUCCCAGCAGUGCCCUCCUGCAGGCCUCUAUGGCUCCCCAUUUGCAGCACGGCCUUCCUACCCACAAGCCCACAUGACCGCACAUCCAUCUCAGGAGCUGCACCCCAAACACUACCCCAAACCCAUCUACUCCUACAGCUGUCUGAUCGCCAUGGCCUUGAAGAGCAGCAAGACUGGCAGCCUGCCUGUGAGCGAGAUCUACAGCUUCAUGAAGGAGCAUUUCCCUUACUUCAAGACGGCGCCCGACGGCUGGAAGAAUUCAGUAAGGCACAACCUGUCACUCAACAAGUGCUUCGAGAAGGUGGAAACCAAAUCCAGCGGCUCCUCCCGCAAGGGCUGCCUGUGGGCCCUGAACCUGGCGCGCAUCGACAAGAUGGAGGAGGAGAUGUAUAAGUGGAAGAGGAAGGACCUCGCGGCCAUCCGCCGCAGCAUGGCCAACCCGGAGGAGUUGGACAAGCUCAUCUCAGACCGGCCGGAAAGCUGCCGGCGUCCUGGCAAACCAGGGGAGCCUGAGGCCCCCGUGCUGACUCACGCCACCACAGUGGCCGUGGCCCACAGCUGCCUGGUCACCUCCCAACUCCCGCCAAAGCCACCGAUGACCCUGUCCCUGCAAUCAAUCCCCCUGCACCACCAGGUCCAGCCCCAGACACACCUGGACCCAGACUCCCCGGCACCAGCCCAGACCCCACCCCUUCAUGCCCUACCCCAUCUCAGCCCAGGGCCUCUCCCCCAGCCAGCCAUGGGGAGGCCCCCUGGGGACUUCCUCAACAUCAGCACCGACAUGAACCCGGAGGUGGAUGCCCUGGACCCCAGCAUCAUGGACUUCGCUCUACAGGGUAACCUUUGGGAAGAGAUGAAGGAGGACAGCUUCAGCCUGGAGACGCUGGGGGCCUUCGGAGACUCCCCACUGGGCUGUGACCUGGGGGCCCCAAGCCUGACCCCUGUCUCUGGCAGCGGCGACCAGACCUUCCCUGAUGUGCAGGUGACAGGUCUCUAUGCUGCAUACUCAACCCCAGACAGCGUGGCCCCAGCGAUGGCCACCUCUGCUCAGUACCUGGGUACUCCAGGGAAUAAGCCCAUAGCUCUGCUUUAAGCCGCCCGCCGGUCUGGAGGAAAGCACCGUAGCCCUGACAGUGUCUCCAGCUGCUGGUGGACGAGGAAGUCCCAAUGCUUAGUUCUUCUUGCUCCCUCCAUGCCACCACCAGACACUUCUGGGGCACCCAAGUCAGAAGCAUGGGGGGGAUGUCAAGCACCCCACCUCCCCUUCUCCUUCAGGGCCUGAGAAAGGGGCAUGGCCAUGUUGAGGUCUGGCUCCCGGCAGGCACUGGGUGGUCAGCGGCCCACCUGGGGACACAGCAGUGUGUCAAAGAGACACAGGAGAGAAAGCUCUAAGCAUGCAUGUUCUCCCAGGAAAGCAACCUCUGCCUGUGCCUCAGAGAGUGGCCCGAGACUAGAGAAGGGCUUGGUCAGUCUUGGAUCUGCCUUGGAGGUGAGACAGUUGACCUCUGCCAUGGGUUCCUGCCCACCACUCCUGGAGUUUCCUGUGCUGACCACUGGGACCAUGUAUAAAUUUAUUUAUUUUUUAUUGUGACCCCAGCUGAGGUCCCUGGAAUGAGACUGGGCAGACUCCCCACCACUCAGCAAUCCCGACUCCCUAGUGACCCCAAGUUACAUCUCCAGCCUGCUCAGGCAGACCCCGGCAGCCCCCGGCAGCCCCCGGCAAACCCCGGCAGCCCCCGGUAGACCCUUGCAGACCCCGGCAGACCCUUGCAGACCCUUGCAGACCCUUGCAGACCCUUGCAGACCCUUGCAGACCCCGGCAGACCCAGGUAGCCCUGCCAUUCAGAGAAUGAGCAAGCACUUUUGCUACUGGGAAGCACCUGGCCAUUUUCCUACUAGGUCAGAUCUUUUCCCCCGGUGUUUAAUCAUGGCUCACAUCUACUCCUGGGGACACCCAGGAGGGGAGGUGCCGUAGCAGUGAGUUUGGAAGGGAUCCCAAACUGUGGGGCUGAGAAGAGGAAGAAAAGGCAGAGACCUGUCUGUGCCAGGUUUGGGAUGCUCGUGACAAGACGAGAACCUCUAGCCCUGAGCCCCUUCACCCUGCGCAGCAGUACAGCGUGGAAUGUUGGCUGCCCUGUCUUGCCUGUAUCUACUCUUAUAUUGCGCUCCUUGUUCCACGACUGGUUUUUCCAAGUGAGGGUUCUGCAAGCAGGCAGGUCUCUUUGUCUUGAUGUUUGUCUGACCCCACGUCUGGGAGUUCACACCCUAGGGCCAAAUGUUCCGAAGAACCAGCAUGUGGGCCAGCUGUCUGGAAGGGCAAUGCGAGCCCUUGUCCUCAAGGGCCAUCUUUCAGGCCUUCCCCUACCUCCGUGGGUCCAUCCCUGUCUCUAGACCACGCAGCCCAGCCCAUCUGACCAGGCUUGCUCAGCUGCUGUGUGCCAGGACUCUUGAUAAGUCAUGGUGUUUAAGUGUUAAAACCCGCCAGGCGGUGGUAGCACACGCCUUUAAUCCCAGCACUCGGGAGGCAGAGCCAGGCGGAUCUCUGUGAGUUCGAGGCCAGCCUGGGCUACCAAGUGAGUUCCAGGAAAGGCACAAAGCUACACAGAGAAACCCUGUCUCGAAAAACCAAAAAAAAAAGUGUUAAAACCCUGCAUCCAGGCAGUGCCAAGACUCUGUAGGUAUAGUACCGAGUAACCGUCUACUGUCAAUAAAGGCCGAACAGCAGCAGCGUGGCUCAGUAUAGACGGCAGGGACAGACAGACAGACACACACACACACACACACACAGGUACACAGCACAGGAACCUGGCCCUCUGACACCACGUUCCCACUGCAUCUGAGCCGAAAGGGGUGGGGUCGUCAAUGAAAUUCACAUGGCUGGCAUUUACUGUCCCUCAGAAUGCACACUUGGCAGGUAGCGUCUUGGGAAUGAGUUGCAGACAAUUGGCAACCACUCCCGAAGCGGCGGCUCAGAGAGUAUUUGGGGGUGCUGAGUCUUCCCGGGCCAGCUUUAGGCUUGAGUGUGGCUGCUCCACCUGGG